Messenger RNA from Parasteatoda tepidariorum (common house spider), 2177 nucleotides. RefSeq names its product phosphatidylserine lipase ABHD16A. NCBI's taxonomy places the organism in Eukaryota, Metazoa, Arthropoda, Arachnida, Araneae, Theridiidae. Gene Ontology annotation, biological process: monoacylglycerol catabolic process; phosphatidylserine catabolic process. The record is from RefSeq and is a predicted model, not a curated record. Gene Ontology annotation, cellular component: endomembrane system. Gene Ontology annotation, molecular function: monoacylglycerol lipase activity; glycerophospholipase activity.
UUUGGCAACUGAAAAAUUUAGAAAGGAAAACAAAAGAACUAAACAGUUUGUUUUUUUUAAUUUUGAUUAGUAAUGCUCCAGAUUUAAUCCAUAUAUUUCCGGGAAACAUUAUUAUAAUGAGUCGUACCUGUUAAAAUAAAUGUAUUGAUAAUAUUUUCGUGAAACUAAAAAUGUCUAAUUUUAUUCGCUGUUUUUCUGGACCUAGACUUUUCCGCUUGUAUAAAACUGAAAACAGACAAGGUAGAGAUUACACUGGAAAUGCAAUUGAACAUUAUAGCAAUGGAUUUGUUCAGACAGCUUUUUUUACGUUUAAUCUUAUAUAUAAUCUGACCUUCUACGCAUUUCCAGCUGUAGGUGGUAUCAUGUAUAGACGAGGAUAUUUCACUCAAGAAGGCAUUAUGGCAAUGUGUAGAUCUAUUGGCAUAUCUGGUGUUCUAGUGUUUUUUGCUAUGUUUCUCAGAGGUAUUGGAAGAUUUAUUAAUGGGGAUUAUACAGAAUUUAUUUCUAAACUGGAUACUUACAAGCAAAAUCCUUCCAGAAAUCUAAAACUUGAAGUUUCUAAAUACGACUUUGAUUUUCGAGAAUGGCCUGUUGAUUUCCGUUGGAAUGAGAGUACUGUGGCUCAAAACAAACCAAAACUGUAUAUUGAAGGGCGUUCAGGAAGAAAUACUAUUUUAGAUAAAUGUAAAAGCAUGCCUUGCGAUAUUUUAAGCUUUCUUGCGAUCCACACCUUUGGGCGCAUGAUGAUAUAUCCUGGUUCUGUUGGAAUUAUGAAUGUUAUUCUUUGGAAUAUUCUUACUAAAGGAAGAUCUAAAUUAAUGGAAGAGCAUAGGGCGGAACGGUUUAAACUAUUGACGGAGGAUGGCAAUGAAAUUGAUUCCGUGUUUGUUGACAGGAGGCAUGAUCGAAAUCAUCCCAAUGGAAGUAUCCUUGUUAUCUGUUGUGAAGGUAAUUCUGGAUUUUAUGAAUUUGGAAUAACAGGAACUCCUAUUGAUGCCAGUUAUUCAGUGUUAGGCUGGAAUCAUCCUGGUUUCGGACAUAGUACUGGUACACCAUUUCCUAGUCAAGAACUUAAAGCAAUGGACGUUGUAAUGCAUUUUGCUAUAUCAAAAUUAGGAUUUAAGCAAGAGAAUAUAGUCCUAUAUGCUUGGUCAAUUGGGGGUUUUAGUGCAACAUGGGCAGCUAUGAAUUACCCUGAUAUAAGAGGAUUAGUUUUAGAUGCUACAUUUGAUGACCUCGUAGCUUUAGCAAUAGCACGAAUGCCAUCUAGUUGGAAACCUUUAGUUGUCAGAACUAUUCGUGAUUAUAUGGACCUAAAUAAUGGUGCCCAGUUGGAAAAGUAUGAUGGACCUGUGUUAUUAAUAAGGCGAUCUAAAGAUGAAAUUAUAUCUACAAGAGCCUCUAGAUCUUUGCAAACAAAUCGUGGCAAUGAACUUCUUAUAAAACUUUUACAGAACAGGUAUCCUAAAUUAUUUACUAACGAAUCUUUACGGGCUCUUAGAGAGUGGGUAUCUGGAGAUAAAGCUCACCAGACUCUUGUUUCAAGUCGGUAUGGAGUAGAAGAUGCACUUUGUGAAAUUACUCUAUCAUCGUAUAUUGAAGAAAAAGGUUUGGAAUGUCCUUCACAUAUAGGUGAUGAUAUGUCAACAGAGACCAAAACACAGCUUCUUCUUUACCUUGCUGGGAAACAUAUGAUUGAUUUUGACUCAACACACUGCAUUCCUCUGCCUGCAUCAGUUUUUCAAUUACCUUGGCGAAUUGUAUUUGAAAGGGAUAAUACAGGCGAGGUUGUGCCAAAGUCACAUAUUUAACUAGCUAGUGGAUAGAAGCUCUAAAUGGUAUUAUUAAGAAAUGUGUUUAUGAACUUUUGUUAACCAAUUUUCAAAAUUAAAUGACAUUCCAUUCCCAUUGAGUUUCAAACAAUAUUUAUAGUUCCUCAUCUCACUCCUGUCAAAAUGAGUGUUUCAACACUCUUUUUAUAUUGGUUGUGAUAAUUCUUAAACCUUGAAUGAAGUAAACUUUUCUGCUACAUAUAACUUUCACUAUCGCAAAGAUCUGUUUGUAAAUGUGUGUCAUUAUGUAUGUAUCUAAGUUUGUAUUUAUUUUUGAACUAAUUUUUAUGUUGUACCAUCCAUGUUUGCUUUGUAAUAGGUUGUAAUGAAAUUAUAUUAUCUUUA